This is a messenger RNA of Peromyscus eremicus (cactus mouse), 714 nucleotides long. RefSeq names its product T-cell receptor-associated transmembrane adapter 1. Gene Ontology annotation, biological process: positive regulation of T cell receptor signaling pathway; negative regulation of receptor recycling. The transcript is spliced from 6 exons. Lineage: Eukaryota; Metazoa; Chordata; Mammalia; Rodentia; Cricetidae. The record is from RefSeq and is a predicted model, not a curated record. Gene Ontology annotation, cellular component: T cell receptor complex. Bases 1 to 714 code for a protein of 237 amino acids.
AUGACUAGCAGAGACCACAGAACAAAGAAGAAUAAUGAGUCCUUUGAAGACAUCAGACACUGCUCCAAAGAGAUGCAGCAGCAACGUGGACCACGGGAAGCACAAGCGUCCAUACGUUCAACUGACCCUCCUCCGCUCCACGCACUUUUGGUUCCAGGAAUCUCCGGAUGCCCCUUUUUCCUCUGGGGACUUCUAGCCUUCUUUGGUUUGGCUCUGGUUAUAUCGUUAAUCUUCAAUAUUUCCCACUAUGUAGAGAAGCAGCAACAAGAUAAAAUGUACAGAUACUCUGAUGACUACAUUCCAAGAGCUGAAGAAUAUUAUGUUGAAGAUACUCCAAUUUAUGGUAACUUAGAAAAUAUAAUCCCAGAAGCCAUGGAUGAGGACUGCUAUGAGCAAAUGAAAGCUCGACCACAAAGGUCUGCAAUUGAUACGCAAGAAGCCACCACAUCUGGACAGGGACGUGCUGAAGAUCAGAUGUGCUACGCCACACUGGAUCACAGCUUCAAGGGGAAACGCAGAAGGCCCAGGAAACAGAAUGCUAAUUUGUUAGACAGGGAAAAGGAUGCACAAGUGUGUGCAAUGGAUGCCAACAUUUCUCAGAUCAAUUUGGUAGAAAGUUCCCCACCAGAUAACCAGGCAGUCGAGGAAAGUGUUCAUGAUGACCCUGCAAGACUGUUUGGAUUAAUCCGUGCCAAGAGAGAGCCUGUAAUCUAG